GGAGGGCGGGGAGGAGGUCCCGCCCUCACCUCGCGCUCCUUUACGGGAAGUGAUGUGGGGGCAGACGGAAAAUACCCGCCAAGGACCCAAAAAGGCCGGCAGCGGGUGGACGCGGCGCGCGCACUGACAGAGCGGCGUGGGGACCGCGGGCGGAGCAGACAAAAGUAUCUUUUUAGAAGAGGACAUGUGAUUACAAGUUGCCUAAUUGUUGAAGUGUUGGAAACUCCAGUCUCUAAAGUUUUGGGGAAAUCAACCAGGAUUUAUACUUUGUCAAGGUGACACGCUGAGUUCUUCAUUAUGUCUGAUGGAGACUAUGAUUACCUUAUCAAGUUUUUAGCUCUGGGAGACUCGGGAGUAGGGAAGACCAGUGUGCUUUAUCAGUACACAGAUGGUAAAUUUAACUCCAAAUUCAUCACAACAGUCGGCAUUGAUUUCAGGGAAAAGAGAGUGGUGUACAGAGCCAAUGGACCAGAUGGAGCUGUUGGCAGAGGUCAGAGAAUCCACCUGCAGUUAUGGGACACAGCUGGACAAGAGAGGUUUCGUAGCUUGACAACUGCCUUCUUCAGAGAUGCUAUGGGGUUUCUUCUGCUUUUUGAUCUGACAAAUGAGCAGAGUUUUCUCAACGUCAGAAACUGGAUAAGCCAGCUACAAAUGCAUGCAUAUUGUGAAAACCCAGAUAUAGUGUUAUGUGGAAAUAAGAGUGAUCUGGAAGACCAAAGAGUAGUAAAAGAGGAAGAAGCCAGAGGACUUGCAGAGAAAUAUGGAGUCCCCUACUUUGAAACUAGUGCUGCCAAUGGGACAAACAUAAACCAAGCGAUUGAGACGCUCCUGGACCUGAUAAUGAAGCGAAUGGAACGGUGUGUGGACAAGUCCUGGAUUCCUGAAGGCGUGGUGCGUUCCAACGGUCACACCUCUGCAGAUCAGCUGAAUGAAGAAAAGGAGAAGGGGUCAUGUGGCUGUUGAAGGGGCUAGUGAGCUGAACAGCCAUUCAAGGGGCCCAUGUCUGUGACCUUCCCUAUAGUGAUACAUGACUCAGAGAGAGACAAACAGGCCUUGCGUACAAACUGCUUCUCACCAUCCCAAUUAAACCUAUCAGUAAAGCAUCCUGUUUUAAAAUUACUUUGCUGCAGCUUUGUAAAUAUUCUUUAAGAUUCAGCCUGAGAGUUAGGCAAAAUAUCUCACAUAGCCAAAAGUGCCUUAUAAGACAUUAGCCCCAUGGCAGUAGAUCAUUCAAGGAUUCAGGAUUUUGUAGCCACAGAACAGCGCAUUUAUUAUGUAGAAUGACUGAAGAUACCAUCCCUGCUUUACCAUAGAUAGGCCCAGAGUCUCACCUUUGAGAUCUUAGAAGGUCUUUUACACAGUCUUUAACGCAGAUUUAAGACCCUUCUUGCACCACAGGGGACUUUCUAAAAUGUCAUCUAAACAAUUUAAGUGUUAAAUAAGAAUAUACACAAAUGAUGGUUCAAUGUCUUGAGUGUAAUUUAUGUAAGCAUUCUCUUUAAAAUGAAUAUAGGACAAAUGAUUGGCCAUAUCUAUAGGCCCUGGAUAAACUGGAUUGAUCAAUUUCAUGCUCACUGUGGCUAUUUUUGGUGGGAAGGGCCUUGAGAAUAAGGACUGGGGUGGUCUAGUGUUCUGUAAGUGACUGAAGUGGGGACUUCUGGCUCCCCGCUCGAUUCCCUUUGCUCUGAAAGGUUGAUUGAAGGGUCAGGGAAUUAGAUUUUUAUGCCUUUAGUUCACAGUGAUCUGUGCAUUUAUACUUGGCCUAUGUGCUGGCCCUAUCUGAACAUAGCUGGUGCUUAUGUUGAAGUUAUUUGUGAUAAGCAAAUAUUUAGCUUCUUUUUCUUCAUAUUUAUAAUGUUGGUCUGGCAUCCUCAGGCUGUAGUUUCAAUUAGCUUAUGAAUGACUCAUCAUUUUUUUUUCACCAUCAGGCUCUAUCUUGUUGAUCUUUGAAACUUGUUUUGUUUUUAUAUGGGUGGAAUUGAAGGAAUUAGUUUAUAAUUACAUAACAUGUCUGUUUAUACUGUUUGGUGGAAGAUGGAUGUUUGUAUUUAAGCAAUUACAUUCGUAUUCUGUUUCAAAAUAGAAAAACAAAAUAUUCUAUAGCCUGUAGUUUUCACUGAGAUCAUGGGUAUUUACUGUACUUGCUGGAUCUUGCCAAGGUCACGUACCCUUCCACACUGCCAAAGUGUCUUUUUUACCAAAUUAAAGGUGUGUUUCAAAAUAUGCUUCAUGGCAGUUGUUUGUAAAAAUCAAAGGGGAAAAUUCUUAUUUAUUAAAGUAGUUUAAGUAGAUUAAAAUUUCCAAAGAACUUAAUGGCUAUUUAGGAAGAAAUACCACUCAUUAUAAUUUAAAUAAUAAAAAUAAAUGUAUUUUGUGAUGGCAUAACUGUAAUUAGAAAAAUACAACUAUGAUGAAAAAUAACUACUUGUAUAUGAUAAUUUUCAAACAGUUUUUUAUGGACCAUCUGUCCUGGUUUUUUUUUUUCUGCCACUGCCCUUCCACCACCUGCUUAAGAAACUUAGUUGUGCUUUCUAAGAUCUUACAUAUUUCUAUCCUGAAAAUUUAGACUUUUUAAAAUACCAAGAAGUCACUGAGUCCUAUGCAUUUGAAUUGUGUAUCCUAGUGAUAAAAGAUCCACAUAUUUCAAAGACAGGGUCCUCAUCAUAAUCAGUGCCUUGUAAAAUUGCUGUAAGACUUAAGUGGAGGAAAUAAUUUUAUAGCUAUGUACCAGGGGACGUUUUAUAUGAUUUACUUGUAUAGUGAAAAAGAAAACAAUAUCUGUAUUGUGUCAGCCUAUCAGGAAUCAAAUGAGCAAUUUGUACAGAUUCUAUUGGCCUUAAUACACAAUGAAAUACAUGCAUGAUACAGUGCACACACAAGAGCCAUUUUCAGUUAUUGACAUCAACAACCUGUAUACUCUUUGGAAAUCAUUUGUUUAAAUUUACUUUGAAGCAACAACAUAAACUUUCUUGUGUGUCAAUGUAUUUUUCUGUUUACAGGCUUGUGUAAAAGUGAAGUGUAUCUUCAGUGAACUUUGUGCCAGAUAAGCUUAUAAUAAAAAAAGUGGUUUAAUCUGUCA
Molecule: messenger RNA, 3079 nt
Organism: Dama dama (fallow deer)
Lineage: Eukaryota; Metazoa; Chordata; Mammalia; Artiodactyla; Cervidae
Gene: RAB27A
Product: RAB27A, member RAS oncogene family
Exons: 7
Coding region: 298-963 (221 amino acids)
Biological process (GO): melanosome transport; positive regulation of exocytosis
Cellular component (GO): melanosome; secretory granule
Molecular function (GO): GTPase activity; GTP binding
Source: RefSeq, a predicted model, not a curated record